Messenger RNA from Micropterus salmoides (largemouth bass), 3535 nucleotides. RefSeq lists its product as uncharacterized. The record is from RefSeq and is a predicted model, not a curated record. Gene Ontology annotation, biological process: circadian rhythm; regulation of DNA-templated transcription. The transcript is spliced from 2 exons. Gene Ontology annotation, cellular component: nucleus. NCBI's taxonomy places the organism in Eukaryota, Metazoa, Chordata, Actinopteri, Centrarchiformes, Centrarchidae. The coding region runs from base 133 to 1230 and encodes 365 amino acids. Gene Ontology annotation, molecular function: DNA binding; DNA-binding transcription factor activity.
CAAACUUAAAGUCUACAUAUAGUCUAAUUAAUUCUGCAUUAUCUAAGUGCUAUUUCAAACGCUGUACGUUGCUGUGUGUGUUGCAGAAUUACAUCAAGCUCUCCAAAUCAUCCAACCUUUCAUUCAGUGCCAAUGUCCACCUCCGGGAGCCCUGACGGUGCAGGGGCCGCUGCUCUGUGCCAGCCCUCUUCUUCAGUCGAGAGCAGCGGCUACACGGACCCUGGACCUCUCUACCCGUCAAGGUCCUCCCUGCUGUCCCGACGUUUCCUGCGUUUACGGGGCUGCAGCAGCCACGUAAGCCCCGUUACACGCCGCAAGAGGGAGAUGAUCCCCGCCGACAAGAAAGAUGCCAACUACUGGGAUAAGCGACAGAAGAACAACGAGGCGGCCAAGCGGUCCAGGGAGAAAAGGAGGCUGAACGACCUGAUGCUGGAGGGUCAGCUGCUGGCUCUGAAUGACGAGAACGCGCAGCUGCGGGCUCAGGUGCUCAGCCUGCAGUUUCACAGCAGCCUGAGCGCAGAAAAGAGCAAAGCCACAUCUGUUGAAGCUUCUACUCUGUCCUUAUCACCUAGAGCGGCUCACACCCCUGCCCUCUUCCCGGCAGGACUCUGGGGCAACAGCAGGAGCCACCCGGCUUCUGCCCUGGGUGUGAAGCAUCAAGAAACAGCGAUCCACCCAUUCGAGGCCAAGAUCCCGUGUUUUAGCCCAGUUGGAGGUGUUGGUGGUUUUAAUAACCCACAAAGCUCUCACAACGGUGGCCCACAGCAAGGCCUCUUCCCCCUCUCCGUUCCCCGUGUCCUCUCUCCUCGAGCGGUUCUGGAGGGAGGGAGGUCAGCGGAGGCAGAUGUGGAUGCUCAUCGACAGGUCUCCUCCAGCGAUGACAUCCCCAACUCCACCGACGCCUCUUCCCACCCGGCCUCCUCCACCCGAGCAUUUCUGCACACACCCGACACACUCCAACAUGCCUCCAUCCUGUCAUACCCACCUCAAAAUUGGCUGCUGCCCCAUCUGAAUCACCCGGCUGUAUGUAAUAAUUUCCUGCUGCCUUGGCGGUCUCCUUACCUGCCCCCCCCGGCCGUCUACCCUGGCCUGCCACUCUACAUACAAGAGAGACAAGGCCAGGCUCUCGGCGUGGAUGCAGACAGUCACAGGGGGUUGAGGAGCCGGCUCAGCAGUGCACCGGCAGUGCUGUCUCAACUUGGGAUGCACCUCAGUCUGGAUGGUCGCUAACAGGACAGUUUGAUGGUCAUGGCAUUUAUUACAGGGGUCCGUGGGAUAGAAGCUUGCAGUGUAUUUUGAUGCUGCAAUAAUGUCUUGUAUAGCCUAAUGCAAUUACAGAUGUGAAUGUUUUAAAAUGCCAAUGGAUAUGCCUACCAAAGAAGCUUUAUAAUUUGAUGACAUAGCCUAUUAAUUGCAAAUAGGCGACUGGAUUUGUUAUUUGGUCAUAUAAAAACAGGAAAAAUGUGAAUGUACUUUAGGCUAUAUACAGAGGAUAUAUAUCCUAUAUUAGCUGAAAUACAGAAGGCAUGGAGAAUGUUGCGUUUUAAUGCAGCCCACACUGUGGUUUCAAGUGUAUACCAGGAAGAAACAGCGGUUACAUUGCAGGCACGGACUAGUGCUGUCAGAGAUCUUCUAAACCUCUUUAACAUUAAGCAGAGCCUAUUUCAGUCUUUUAUUAGGCCCUAAUGAUAUUUAUAUUAUGUACAGUAGUAGGCUUUGUAUAGCUGGAGAUACAAAAAGUCCGUCCACGUUUUUGAAAUAGCUUAUUAGAGACCUAAAUGAAAUUACCGGGUUGAUUUGAUUGGUUGUAAAACUUAUUGUUUGUGAAUGUUUGCCGUUGUUUGCCGUUUAUCUGCGGUGAAAAACCCAGCGAAACUGAAUGCUAGUUGACUCGGUAUUCCCCUUCAUCCCCAGUGCGCGAUUUCCCAGCAGACUUUGAUUAAAUGGAAAAAUAAACGUUGAACCGUUUAUUUGUGGGCUUAGCCUACAGGCUGUGAGACAUUUUCCUCCACUGCAUCUAGUUACGCCACUCUUACUCUUGUUUAAGCCAGGAAUAUCAAUACAAUAGUCUGACAAAAUGUUUGCAAUACGAUGGUUCAUUAAGCCGUUUAUACUGUCAAAUAAAAUAAGGUAUUAAAUAGCCUAAUAUAAAUUUUCCAUCUUUAAUGAAGAUUGCAAUAGUUUAUGUCAUAUCAAGGAAGCAAAAAUAUGUUAAUAUGGAAAUAAAAGACUGGUGUUUAAAAGCAGCUCUUAAAUGACAUUUUAAUUAUUUAAACUGACCCCCAAAGUAAAAAAACAAUAACAAUAAGAAGAAAUGCCAUGAUCCACAAUAAAAUAAUGUCCUACCUACUAAUGGUUCGUUCUUGCAGUUUAUGCUAAUCUAGUCAUAUGGCUGGCUGCAUGACUGUCAACACCGUGCUCGAACCGUGUCAACGCUUUUAUUCUUCUGCAUACACUGCAGGGGAAAUCUAUCUUUAAAGUAUAUUCACUGGCGCUGUCACUAUUCAGUAAGCUGAAAUAAAACAGUAGUCCAGGCUGAUUAGAUAGUACAAGCCAAUCAGGUUUAGCCGCUCAGCAGGCCUUUCCAGGAAAGCUCCACUUUUCAAGACACUUUUUGUAAAAGUUCAGCUUCAUGCUAGAGUUAUGUUUACUGCUGUCGGAACAAUAGAGUUGUUGAAAAGCGAUUUAUUCCCCCUGGUUAUAAUAUCCUCUUUUGACAAGAUUCUGUGAUGGCAUCGCCCACGAGGUCCCGCAGUCAGCCAGCACGGGUCCCGGAGGCCACCAGCAGGGGGCGCUAAAAUACAAUGUUGGUGGAGUGGAGUAGCUGCGAGUGAAUGCACCACUCAAACCAGUAGUCUAUUGUUUCAAUGGAACAUACCCAAACAAGAAAAUACUAAAGAGUGUAACAUUUACACAGAUUUUAUAAAUAUUCCAUAAAAAAAUCAUGAAUGAACAAAUGUAGCUUUAAUAUCUGGUGACCCUGCUAGAGACAAAAUCAUCUUUUUUUAAAUAGUAGUGGUGAAGUCUUCUAAAUAAAGCUAAAAAUUGUACAUGUUUUGUGAGUAAUCAUUUGUAUUUGAACAUGCCUUGAACUGCUUUCAAUAGAUUAAAACAUAAAAUAAAGUGUACUUUGCAACAGGAUAUAAGGGGUUUCAGGAAUAUUUAGUCUGAUUCAUGGCUCAUCUUAAUUUAGAAACUAAUAUCAACACACAAUAAUUGUCUCAGUUGGCUGGUCGCAAAAUGUUAGUCCACUAAAUCAUCAACUCUGCGUUAUACAGUUCACACAUAUUUUCUGCUUUGUUCACUGUCAGAUAAUGUUCAGUUGUAAUGUUUAUGUCAUAUACUUUCUGGUUUCGACAAAAGGACUUUGACACAAUUUCUUCCACCCCACAGGCACAAUGUAUGUAGUUCGAAAAAGAAGUCUAAGAAUACACAAAUGUCUAGUCAAAAUACUUGAGCUUGACAAUUACUUUGUUGGACGUGCAGGUUAGACUCCGUCUUCUUGGCUGUAUGACAACAAUAAAGCAUUUUUUUC